AUGCAUGUUGCUGGAAUGAUUGGUCUGAUCAACAAAACAAAAGGACUGAGAUUCUGCAAUGAUUCAGGAUUUCUUGAACUCUAUAAUGACCCACAGGUAAAAUUAACUGCAAUCAACUCUCAGAGUUUCCAUUCAAAAUAUCCAUGACUACUGAUGACUAUUGCUGAUUAUCUGUUUGGCUACAUAAGAAAAUUUUUUAACCAAGGAAGGCAAACCUCGAGAUUUCUAUUGACAGGCAGUUGACAAGGCUGAUUAAAGUGCUGAGUGAACUACCAAAGCAAGUAGAAAAAGUGGAGACUGUUGGAGCCUUCUUAUUGCUUUAAUUUUUUAAAGUCUUCUCAUGCCUGUCUAAUAUUCUACUACAAAGCUGAAUUGAUGUGCUAUUUAAUAGCAAAGUUUUCAAGAAAGUAAAUAAAUCCAUUGUUUUUUGUUCAUAUGGAGGCCCUGCCGGGGGAGAGGGGGGGGGUCAAUUAUGUCGCCCAUCUGAAUUUUAAAACGUCUCGUGUCCAGCCUCCUCCUCAGGCGCUUUGUUUUUUCGCAUGGCAGAGGCGAGCGCGAAACGAGUGACUGGUGAUGAACCGCACAUUUUCAUCAAAAGAGAGACGUCUGGGUGCGAGGCGAGUCUCGUGGCGGUGUUUAUAAAUGCUUGUUGCUUAUUGUCGGCUUUGCCGUCACUGUCACAAUUUGGCCAAGGGAGGUUGUCUCUUGUCACGAUUUCAUUUUAUGCACUGUCGCUACUUUUUGGGCCACGUCGCUUGUCGGAAUUUACCCUGGCAGGGCCUCACUAAGUGUUAUUGGGUGAUCUGGUUUCCCCUCAGGACUUGGCAAAAGUCCUCAAGUUGAAGUGUCCUCUAUUAAAUUAUUACAAAACACCAAUUAAUCAAUUAAUUAUGUAGCAGAUUUAACACUAAAAGCCUCUUUUCAUAAGGCUUGAUUAGUCUAAAAGAUAUAAUUUAUCAUUAUGAGAAGGUUUUUCCGUAGUUUGAGUCCUUUAGUUAAUACAUGUUAGCAGUGUUUGUUUUACUUAUGUAUAUGAUAUCCAAUUAGUAUCAUUAUUAUUACUAUAAUAAUAAUAAUAACUAUUAUUAUUAUUAUUAUGAUUAUUAUUACCAUUACUUUUAUUAAUGAGUCUUAUGGUGUACUUGCUUCAACAAGGGAGUAACUCUUACCACAAUGAAAAAUAUCCUUGAAGAAAUGAUGACAUUGUUUCCAGACCAGUUCUUUCACCUGGGUUUAGAUGAAGUCACAACAUCCAAUUUGUGCAGCAUACAAAGUAGGUCAAUUUUAAUAAAUUACUAAAAGUUGAUUGUGGCAUAAUAAAAACUUUGAAACAUAAUCACUCUUUAACGUUACAUGCAUGUUAUUAUGUUAAUUUCUACUUAAUUUUUUAUUUCAGGUAAUUUUUCUUUUUCUUUUCUUUUUCGGAUGUGGGAAUGUAUGCUAAUAAAGUUGAAACAAAAGAAAAGUAAAAAUUACUUGAGAUAGAAAAAAUAGCUAUGUAACAUAUAUAUUCUUAAAAUAAUUAAAUAAUAGGUUGACGUUUGUUACUAAUGAAUAUAUAAUUAUUGUAACUUCUCAUUUUGAAAUAAUUGAAGAUAGUGUGGUUUUUGAUUAAUAGCUAAGGACAGUUUUGGGAGGAGGCAUUUAUUUGAAAGUUGGUCAAAUGCGACAAAAGGAUUUUUUAACUAUGACAUUUUUGUUUUUCGUAUUAAACUACAGAAUUAGUAUCUUUUGAUGUCAAUAAUUUAAAUCAGUCUUAUGGUGUAUCAUAUAGAGUGACUGACUACGGCCCUCAUUUGGGGACAGCAUUUAUUAAUAAAUAUACCUCUUUGUCCAAAAUGCAGCAGUUAAUUCGAGUGAAUGCUGGAUGCAAGCUUUCAUCACGUAGUAGUGAUUUCCUUUAAGUUUGACAUAGUAUGUUGUCAAGCAUUACUUCAGGUAAAAGCAAAUCUUUGUAAAUGCAAUAACGUGGGUGGUUAUUUUCUACACAGAUACCAAAAGCCUAGAGCAAGAACUAAUGAAGUUUCUAGUACAGAAAGGAAAAAUUCCAUAUGCCUGGCAAGAGGCUUUGAUAUCAACUUCCGCUGUAAGCAUUAUGUAUUAUAUAACAUGCAUCUUUUUUGCCUGGAUGAAGAGCAGCGUUUUGUAAAAAUGUCCAUGCAGAUUAUUGGUUGUUAUUAAAUCUUAUUUAUUUAUUUUUGACUUAAUGUUAAUUUAUUUAUUAUGAUUUCAUCAUAGGCAAUAAAAGGAACAGGGCUCCAGACAUGGAAAGGCUCAGUAGUAAAAACCCUUAUAGAUGGCGGAUUUCAAGUGUAAGCAAGAAAGAAAGCUGACUGUAUAAUAAAUGAUAUCAAGUUUGACAAAUUAACAAUAUUUUUGAUUGAGUUAAGACUUGUAAAGUUGAACUUCUGAAGUAAAAAGUUGUUUUGCCCCAACAAAACAUUAAUUAGAAAGCAAAAAGUUCAAACAUAUUUGGCAUUUUACCGAUCCUUAUUUGAUCUGUUUGCGUAGGAGAGGUUUGUCUAUAUUAUUAUUCAUCUCCAUCUUGUUUUUCAAUUUGACAGGAUCAACUCUCUGAGCGGCAACUUUUACCUAAGUAGCCUUGUGGAUUUUAGUGCACUAUGGACUAAUAUUACAGCCGGGGUAACUACCAUUUAUAAUAAUAUUAUUAAAGUCUUUACUUUAGUUUGAUCUUGUCCCCAGGGGCUUAUUGGUUUUGAAAACGAGAAGACCCUGGGUACCAGUUUGCAAAUUUUCAGACAAAUGGUCUCUAUGAGAGUAAAAACACUUGGCAAUGGGCAAUUCCAGAAAAUAUCCAUACCCAACCACGGACGGCUUCCAUGUUUUAUCCCCCCCGUGACUUCGGAAAUUCCAAAAUGCGUUACCCCCCCAUGCCCUCAGAAUUCCAUAAUCGUGAACCCCCCCUCCCCUUCAGAAUUUCCGUUUUUUGGAAGUACAUUUUCAACGCAUUUGCAACGCCUAUAUGAACAAACGAACAUGAAUUUAUGCCUCCUCAAGGCUGUGAUCUAGCGGCGCCAGGCGACAAGCUUUCAGACUCUAACCUACCGCUAGUAGACAGGCUGUGCAAACUCCUUUUUAGGUCCGAAUUUGGCAAUAAAAAUAAACACCACUAACGGCAAUUUUACUCCUCUUUGUUUUCUUGUGCUGUUUUGACGUUUACAAAGCAAAAUAGCUCAAAUUCAGACUGUUAAAAUCUUUCGGUGGUCAAAUAUACCGUCGAGGCGUGUUGCGUCCUUUUAUAGGUCAUGUAGUGUGCACGAAAAGUGUUCUAAUCUGACAGGCGUUCCUUGGAAGCCAGGGACUGGUGAGAGUUUUUCACUGUUCAUCGGAUGGGAGUAACAAGAAACUUGCAAGCAGUAACAUACAUAUUCCAUAUUUUUUUUUCAUGUGACAAGAAAUUCAUCAAGGUUAAUGUGAAACCCACAUUUUACUGUUCACUUCUAUAAGUUAUGAGUGUAAACACGUGUCUGAUCUAUCGAUGCUUGUCUUCUGCUUCCGCGGUCAUACGUUCGUGGUUUAUUUACGAACUACAAAAGUCCACAACAAUAGCGUUUUCAAGGAACUCACUCUACACUUUCUACUCCAGAAAUCCCACCUGUGGAGUUACCCCAUGCCUUCGGAUUUCCAAUCGUAAAUACCCCCCAUGCCCUCAGAAUUCCAUAAUCGUGAACCCCCCCUCCCCUUCGGAAAUCCUAAAAGCCGUCCGUGGUAUGGUAUGGAUAUUUUCUGGAAUCGCCCAAUACAAAUUUAGCAGCUUCAAGGUGUAUUAAAAGAGAAAAGGAUCACUUCCGAUUGACAUUGCAUCUCUCAAAAACGCCUUUGCUUAAACCCCCUAUUAAUGAAAUAGGAGGACGAACAUGAGUGAAUCUUCAAAAUAAUCCAUUAAUGACCCUUGAAAUCUUUUGAUAGUAUAAGCGGUGCAAGAGCUUUGAAUGGAAAUAACUGACAAGUGACUUUUGCAGGAAUCGUAUUAAAGUUGGCCCAACUUUUUCAAGUUUCAAUCCAUUUCUAUCCUUGUCAUCCAUAGUAACAGGCGAAAGGAAAAAUAGUCAGUGAACAGUAAAUUACAAAACUUUGGAAUUCAAUUAGUACAUAAGACACGUUUUAGCUUAAAGGAUAGCAAAUAGCGCAAAAUAACCCUUAACAUAUCUAGCCUUUUGCUGUGUCUGUUUGCAUUAUUUUGAAGUUAAAUCCAGAUGAGAUGACAUUUGUUCUGGGUGGUGAGAUGGCCAUGUGGACUGAUGAUUACUGCUUUGUAGAUCAGUGCUUUCUGUACAAGCGAGGAAAACCUGACGCAUGGUGGAUGUUUGGACCCGAGAGCGAUUCACAAUUUACUGAGUCAGUGAGUGGAAUUGUAAGUAUCUCUGGUUGUAAAUACAGUAAAUUUCCUCUUAUGAGCCCCCCCCCCCCUAACUGAAAAGUGCCCCCACUGAGUUACCAGCCCAUUUCCCUGUAAACAAAACUAUACAUCCGGUUAUAAGCCCCCCUCCCCCCCACUUAUAAGUUCCCCCAGUUACAGGUCCAUUAAUUUACCUAUAAAACAACAACAAAACGAUACAUCUGGCCAUAAGUCCCCCUCCCCGGAUAUAAGCCCCCUCUCCCCCACUUAUAAGUUCCCCCAGUUACAGGCCCAUUUACCUGUAAACAACAAGAGACAUCCAGAUAUAAGAGAUAUAAGCCCCCCCCACACACACCUCCCGAAUCUUGCCCCCUUUUUGCUUUAAAAUCCCGAGUCCCGGCCUUCGAAUAAGAGAAAUCCCACAUCUGAAAACUGGCUCUCUUUAAUUAGCAAGUUCAAUUAACUGUAUUCCAGAAUGAUAAUACAUGGAACUAACUCGUCAAAUCUCUUGCUUUAGUUUUCAUUGGAUGGUAAAAUCAAGAAAUCUGGCGGAGACUUGAUUCCGUACACAUUGCAAACAGCGAUGUGCACCAUUUUCUGUUAAUUUGAACAACAAUGGGUGACAAAAUUAGUUGAGAUGGUUUGCUCCAAAGGGCCUUUCUAUGGCAUUUUACUACCUGGAACUUAUAUAUAUGUGGGGGGGCACUCCGCUAUAUGCUAAUGAGAUAAUGGAAUUUCAGAUUUGGCCCAGUGCCAUUGUUGGAGCUGGUUCAUUUUGGAAUUAUCAGUCAAAACUAACUCCUGAUAGCAAAGAGUUCGCGAUGGUGAUAGAUACUCAACACAAGGUGAGUCGUUAUGUUAGAUUUAUCAAGCAACUUAUAAUUGUCCUGACCUGACUGGUCAAACGUAUCAUCUACUACUGGUAAGGUCACAGAGCCAAGUUAAAAGAAAUUGAGCGAACUUUCUGCACACCCCUCAACCGCCAGAGGGUGCCCGUGUGUAACCACGUCCCUUUUACGACUCGUGACGUCAUCAUUUUAACAGUCAUUGUCCAACCUCGUUUCCAGUGUUCUCUCUCUUGCUCCAAAUAAUGUAACUAGAAAAUAUUCCAAUGAAACUCUUGUUUCACAAGCCCACUGAAAUGCCUUGAAAUGCACUUCUUGAACUUCGGGGAUUUUGCGAAAACCUCUUCCUGCUAAAAAUAAAGCACUGUUAAUACCCAGGGACGGAAAAAAAGUGAGCUCGGUUUUAAAAAAAUAAAAUAAUGGUUUCUUAUUGUCUCCCAGAUCAAUUAUUUGCUACGUCCGCCCUUGGCAUAGACCAGUAAUUGAUUUGUUCGUAAAUGAUCUUAACUGACGAAACACAUAACUUUUCUCUCCCUCCUCCAAUAAUUGUUAAUUAUUUGUUCUUGUAGAGAAUGGUGCAGCGUGGCAUCCUUACUUGUCCUUCCGGGUGUAAAUGUGAUGUCCUCACUAGAUGUGGUCAAAAGUAUCUGCAGCCCUAUUGACUAAUUCUUAGAAUAAGUUAGCUUAGGAAGAGUGAUUUUAUGUGACAUAUCUUAUUUAUCUUAUCAAGAACUCCACGCACCGAAAGGUUUAGAGCAUAAAAUUUGGCUUAAGUUCACAAGUUUUGCGUCAAAAUACCUGUUAGAAUAGUUCUGAUACAGUGUUCUUUCGUGUGUUCAGGUUUUCUAAAGCGUCUUUAAAUGCCCCGCCCUGACAUCAUCAUUCAUAAUAUUUUGAAUUUUCUACGCCAUCUUGGCACCACUGAGAAGUACAGAACGUUGCCAUUGCAAAUUAUGUAAUUUGACAAGUGAAAUUUUAAGUUAAUGCUGAAAUUUGCCGCUAAAAGUAAGGAGUAACCUGUCACCCAUGAUAUUAUUGAGUUUACGCACAGGACGGCAGGAAUAAGAGGACGUCAAAACUCUUUUGUGUGACAAACGUGACAGG
This is a messenger RNA of Porites lobata, 6309 nucleotides long. NCBI's taxonomy places the organism in Eukaryota, Metazoa, Cnidaria, Anthozoa, Scleractinia, Poritidae. The record is from the annotation of a GenBank genome assembly.